This is a messenger RNA of Bufo bufo (common toad), 1079 nucleotides long. Its product is annotated as pulmonary surfactant-associated protein A-like. Bases 157 to 903 code for a protein of 248 amino acids. The record is from RefSeq and is a predicted model, not a curated record. The transcript has 5 exons. NCBI's taxonomy places the organism in Eukaryota, Metazoa, Chordata, Amphibia, Anura, Bufonidae.
GUGUAACCAUGGAAAUGACUGAUAGUGCAGCAAUAGAGUGUCCACAAUGAGGUCCUUAUUCCGUAUAAAAAGGUGACAUUCAUUGCCAUUCUUCAUUCAAGGGGACAGCCAUUACCAUCUCAUUGAUCAAUCAAUUCCCAAAAGGUAACCCAAAAAAUGUGGCUCCGGCUAUCAGUUGCGUUAAUUGUCACACUUAUGUCAGUGACAUGUCAUGCUCAGUCUUCUGAUAAAUGUAUGGGAGCACCAGGGAUUCCAGGCACACCAGGAAACAAUGGUCUUUCAGGAAGAGAUGGCAGGGAUGGCAUGAAAGGGGACGCAGGUUUACCUGGGCCAAUGGGUCCACCAGGAGGAAACCCCGGACUACCAGGUAGAGAUGGGCUUACUGGAGCACCAGGAGCACCAGGUGUACAAGGGUUAAAGGGUGAGAAGGGGAACAUUGGACCUCCAGGUACUCCUGCAUCACUGGACAAUGAACUGCAGCUUCAGUUAGCUUUUAUGAACAAGCGCAUAAGGAAACUUGAAGGAGUUUUGUUCUUGGAUGGAAAAAUCCAACAUGUAAAGGAUAAAAUACUUGCAACAAAUGGCAAAGAAGUAGACUUUAAAACUUCCAAGGCAAUUUGUGAAAAUGUUGGUGGUAGUAUAGCUACGCCCAUGAAUGAAGCUGAAAAUAGUGCCAUAUUAACAAUUUUAAAGCAGUAUAACAGAUAUGCUUACUUGGGAAUCAUUGAAGGAGCAACAUCUGGAGACUUCCAUUACUUGGAUGGGCAUCAUGUAAACUACACCAACUGGAGAAGAAGUGAGCCUGGUGGGAAUGGGAAAGAAAACUGUAUAGAAAUGUACACAGAUGGCACAUGGAAUGAUAAGGCUUGUAAUCAAUAUCGGCUUUGUGUUUGUGAGUUUUAAACCUACCUUAAAUAACGAUUUUAAUUUUCCCCAAAAAUUUUUUGCAAUUAAUUCUCAAAUGAAACAUACAGCUUCCAUUAUAUUUUAAAAUAAUUGAACAAAGGUGAAAUGAUACACAUUAUUUUAUAUUUUCAGUAUUUUGCUUCUCACAAAUGAAACUACAUGCUACAAAUAUA